AUGAAUAUGGACUGGCAUGAUUCAAUCAACCCCUUCUUUACCACAUCGUCAGGUUCGUCUUCAUACGGCAACGGGAACAGCAGCAGGAGUGGUGGUUCCUCGGACAGAAUCAUGGAAAACCCGUUGAAAAUUGACACAAACAGCUCGUUCUUCCCAAGCUCGAUUUUCAAGCCAAUCCCGUUACCGGAUGACAUUCUCGGGUUCGACCCAUUGCCACAGUCGCAAGUACAUGAUGUGCAACAACGACAGGUACCGCCUCUUCCACCUGCCGAAGGAUUCAACGCAAGCUUUGAUUUAGAAAAGUAUUUGAAAAGCGAUUUAGACGAAGAGCUAGACGCAGAAAACUUAGAUAACGACUUCUUGGACGCAAACUUACAAUUCAACAUGAACUUCCCAAAUAUGGACUCCAAAGAAACGGAUAUCGAGAAAGUGUUGCUGGAUCUUGGAAUUUCUGAGGUUCCAAAACAGAACGUUUCUCCCGAGCAACCACCAGUAACUGAAACACCACACGCUCCCGGCCACAAGAGAAAGAUCAGCGGUUCCGGAAUCUUCGGAUUUGUUGGAGUCGGAGAAAACACACAGUUGUCAAUCCCAGGUAUCGAGCCUGUUACCUUCAUUAACAAAAAGCCACAAUAUAAAGACGUCACCAACUUUGAUAACCUCGGACCAUCCUAUAUUAAUGGCAAUCGCAACUCAACCGCUACUGAUGCGGCAACCAUCAGCAAAGACAACUAUGCAAAAGUAAACAGUUCGAGUGCAAACUUGGACAACUUCAUACCAAAUGUUUCAUUGACCAAUCUUCAAGCACCAAUCACUCCUGUGAAGCAAGUUCAAAAUCGUGAAAAGCCAGACUACUACGUUUCUUCUGGCAAUCCUGUCUCUUACAAGUUCCCUCCUUCACCUUCCAAGGGAACAUUUGAACCAACGGAAAAUGCCAAUCGAGAAUACCCCCCAAACAAAUCAUACUCUGCACAAGAGUUGCAAAACUUGCGCCAGCUUUCAAAGUCCAAAUCUCAACAACAAAUGAGACAGCCUACUAUAGUGUCAACUAAUCAUCAUCAUCCAAAAUCCCCACUCCCUACACCACUCCCUACAUCUCCCCUGAACUCUGUUGCGAUGUCGUCUCCUUUGAAAGAGAUGUUUCAAACUCCAAAAACCGGCUCUCCCAAAAAGGUUCUACCUCUGUCUCAACUGCAAGCUCAAUCUCAAUUUCAAGUCCGCCUGAACAAACAAUUAAGAGAUCCCGAUGAUACUAAUAUAAUUGAUGACGAUAAGGAUAAGACUAUCUCUGCAAUGAAUACGCCAUUAAAAUUGAAGCUUUCUGCUGAGAUGUUGCAAACACCAACAAAAAGCAAAUUCACAAAUCUAGGCUGGGAUCCAACCAUGGGACCAAAGAAACCUCAUAUGUUCACUCAAAGGAUUUUGAAGUCGCCAAAGCGCUCACCUAUACGGAAAAAGCCAACCAUCACUUCGACUCUAGCAACAGGAACACUAGAUAAAUAUUUUGAAGGACCUACUGCAGAAGGUAAAUUUGUUUGCAGGUUUUUUGAUCAAGAAAUUCAGGGAGUAUGUAACAGAGAGUUUGGACGGAUUUCAAAUGCAAGAGCUCAUAUUCAAACACACUUAUCAGAUAGGCCGUUUGUCUGUGAAGAAUGUGGAAAAGCAUUUGUCAGAAAUCAUGAUUUGAGAAGACACCAAAAGGGUCAUUCAGUUGCAUCAAAUAUAUGCCCAUGUGGAAAACGCUUCCCUAGAAGUGAUGCCCUGAAAAGGCAUAGAUUUAGAAACAUCUGCGUUGGUGGGAUUCCCAGAAACAACGGUGUCUUUAAGCCAUGUACUCAUGGCCAUAGUCACAGUCAUGCUUCUGACAAGAUGACAACCAUGGUUCAAAUUAACUCCAAGAACAAAAACAACCAAAAAAUAACAGAAAAACUUUUGGGAGACAUUAAUAAAGAAGGACAACCAAUAAUUAGGGAAACGAUUUUCACCUCGCAACAAGAACAACCAUUAUCACAAACGUCAAAAUUUUCACAUCUAUCUCAACCUGUAAGUUUACACCAAUCUCAAUAUACCGACCGACCGCUGCUACCAAACCAAUCCCUUUUUAAUACAUCUUCAUCGAAAGACAUUGACUUGUUUGAUUUCAAUGAAAUUGCAAGUGUCGAUGGAAACUUUUCUUUCAAUAUGGAUGAUAGUUUGGUGAUAUGA
Messenger RNA from Pichia membranifaciens NRRL Y-2026, 2205 nucleotides. RefSeq lists its product as hypothetical. Gene Ontology annotation, molecular function: DNA-binding transcription factor activity; RNA polymerase II cis-regulatory region sequence-specific DNA binding. NCBI's taxonomy places the organism in Eukaryota, Fungi, Ascomycota, Pichiomycetes, Pichiales, Pichiaceae. Gene Ontology annotation, biological process: regulation of transcription by RNA polymerase II. The transcript has a single exon. Bases 1 to 2205 code for a protein of 734 amino acids. The record is from RefSeq and is a predicted model, not a curated record.